Messenger RNA from Bursaphelenchus okinawaensis, 6807 nucleotides. Lineage: Eukaryota; Metazoa; Nematoda; Chromadorea; Rhabditida; Aphelenchoididae. The record is from the annotation of a GenBank genome assembly.
AUGACUAACAAAAAUUCUAUAGAAAUAGAUAGAAAAAUAAUCAACGACGUCGUAGAACCUUCUGAAGACGUUUUCAAGCUUCAAAAAGGCAUAGCUGAUGUAAAUAAUAGUGAAGUAGAAGCUAACAGUUCGCUGAUAGUAGAGGAAACUCCAUGGUGGUCGAUUUACAUCACUGCAUUACUUGGUUUUUGUCAAGCAGUACAAUAUACAUUGUAUUUUACUUCUACUUGGCCGUAUCUUCAAGUUGUAGGUUUUUCAGGGUAAUAUACAAAUCAUUUGUAAUAUAGUAUAAUAUACAAAUAAGGUGUUUUAGAAUAAGGUAAAGUAAGGUAGGGCAGGGUGAAGUAGGGUUUUUUAAUUUACUUAAAUCAAAAGUAAUAUUUUAGAUAGACCGCGAAUCCACAGAGCAAUUCUACGGUGCAGUAGUCGCAUCCUACUCGAUUGGUCAAAUCAUGUCAGCACCCUUGUUUGGCUACUGGAGUAACAGGUCAAAGAGUGUGAAAGGUCCAUUGAUAGUAUGUUUGAUAUUGUCCAUGUUUGGCAACUUGACCUACGCAUUGGCCGAGACAAUACCAUAUAACGCAAGGUACUUUCUCUUUGGGUCAAGGUUUAUUGUUGGAUGUGGCAGUAGUUAUGUCAGUGUACUGAAGAGUUAUGUGGCUAUGGCUAGUACACAAUUGGAUCGGUCUCGGGCGGUUAUUAUUCUAACUAGUGGGCUUUCUUUUGGGCAUCUUGGUGGGCCUGGUAAGAAAUUUAAAUCUGACAUUUUUUAAAUAUUUUUUUGAAAAAAAUUUUAGUUUUAAAUUUUAAAAUUAAAAAAAAAUAUUUUAGUAAUUCAAAUGAUAUUCACUAUAUUUGGGUACCCUGGUACUAGUAUACUAGGAAGAAUGCAUUUCAAUAUGUAUACCUCUGCUGCGUACUUUGCUAUAGCUAUGAAUGUUAUUGCCAUGACAGUAUUACUUAAGUUAUUUGAUGAAAAGUACGCUGGAAUUCAUAAAUCUGUAUUGGAAAAGGUAACUUCUACUUUUUCUGUUUACUUUAGUGAUAUAAAAAGAGGGUAGGGUAGUUUAUAUAGACCAUAAAAAGUGUACUAUAUGUUGUAGCAUAAUAUGUGUAGAAAAAAUGGAACAAAGAGUAAUUUAAAAACGUAUUUUACACUAUUUAUUAUUUUUUUUAACUUUUAUGGUUAUAAAAUUACGUUUUAGAAGUCAAAAGAAGACAAAGAGGCCAAUCCAAACAAACUACCACCAUACGACAUGACAGCAGUAGUUCUAUGUCAUUUAACUGUCUUUGCAAGCGCAUUCACCUUUUACAAUCUCGAAACGUAAGAGCUAAAAACUUUACAUACUUGUAUCUACUUAGGUAUCUAUUAUAAAUUAGGAACCUAAUUCUAUACACUUCUUUUAUUCAGUUUAAACUCUCCGAUUGGAAUAACAAUUUUUGGCUGGACUAAAAAGUUAUCAGUUCAAAUGUUGGGCAUUGUGCAUGCCUGCACAACUGGCGUUUCUACAACACUUUACCUUGUGUUAUAUUUCUUCAAAUUGGAUAAACAGUAAGUAUUUUUCUUUUUUUAGUACCUUGUAGAACUUUAUUACACAAAUAACAUUGCCCAAAUUAUUUUUUGGUUUCACCGAUAUGAAGUUUCCGUCAGUGUUUUACCGGAUCGGGUCCGGUCCGGAUUUUCAAAAAUUGCAAGAUUGAAAAUAACUUUUAAGCUUAUGGCUUGAAGUUUUAAAAAAUAAAUAACUUUUGUGAAGGUCCGUCUCAUACAAGUUCCUCGCUAAACAUUUGGACAGGCCGGACCGAAUCGGUCUUGCCGGUCCGGGCGGUCCAUUUCGGUAAUAACUUGGUAACCAAAGACGGACCUUCACAAAAGUUAUUUAUUUUUUAAAACUUCAAACCAUAAGCUAAAAAAGUUUUUUACAAUCUUGCAAUUUUUAAAAUCCGGACCGGACUGGUCCGGCAAAACACUGGUUUCCGUAUUUUACAGUAACAUAUUAUGUUUUAAAAGCCCCUAUUUAACUUUAUGACUUACAAAUUCAAUGUUUUUAGUAUGAACCUUCGUCGACAAAUUGUUCUAGCCUUUUGUGGUUUUCUGAUAUUCCACUUGAUCACGUUCGCUUGGCCAUUUUUGGGUGGACAUUUGGAAACGUAUACCCAAGCAGGUAAAAUACGGUUUUUUUAAAUUCUGAUGUUAGUCUUUAUUAAAAUGAUAAAAAAGCAAUAAAGAAUGUCUACUAUAAACAAGUUUUCUUCAAAAAAAAAAAAAAAAAUUUUACUUUAGCAAUAGACAAUAUUAUAAAACCUUUUAUUUAAUUUUUUCCAGAAUACGAUGCAGCUUUAAACAAUGGCACAGAGAUAACUGGUUGUAAUACGGAUCGUUUUGACUGGUGUUAUGAUACACCAAGUCAGAAUGUAUAUGUAUUUUAUGUGUCAUUUGUGGUGUUUGUUGGCUUUUGUAUUCCUAAUCUCAACAUUACUGUCAACACAUUGUUCUCUAAGAUAUUGGGACCUAGAAGAAUUGUGAGUUUAUUUCUUAUUAUUUUACUUUCUACUACUAUAAUAUGUAAACUGUGUUUAACAUAUUUUACUUACAUUUACUACUGUAAAACAGCUUAUUAUAAGGGUAGUGUAGAGUAAUAUAAAGCACUUUAUAACUACAAUAUUGAUAACGAUAACACUAUUACAUUCCAGGGCACCCAACAAGGAAUUCUUCAAGUAGUGACAAGCCUAGCCAGACUAAGCGGCCCAAUAGUGGCUAGUCAAUUCUUUCCUUUAUAUGGUUCUAGAGUACCUUGGAUUGUAGCUAUGAUUGUGUUAAGCACUGUAAUAGUAACAUGGCUCAUUUUGUAUAAACGAAUGGUACCAUUACAAAUACCAAGCAACGAAAAAGGCACAAUAAGCCAAGAUAACGAAGAUGCAAAAGAAAUAAAUGACAAAGAAGAAAAGAAAAAUAGAUUACAAUUUUAAGUCAUUGUAGAUUGUUUACAUAUACUGUAACAAUAAAUUUGCAUUUUUUAUUUUCUGGACUGACAAUUUAAUAAAGAAUAACAUAGCAAAAAAUUAUUUAAGGAAGGGUAGGGAAGGGUAGGGUAGGGUAGGGUAGAAUAAAUACUUUGUAUGUUCAACACACACAGUCCAGACUAUACCAAAUUAGAUCUUUGAAUUCUCAUAGAAUAUAGUAGUUUAUUGCCUGGUGUGCAAUUCGUAUGUUAGAAUUGACAAAGCCAAUCUGAUAAGUCUAGUUUGAGAGUCCGAUUUGUAAAAGUGAUCAAAAUAUGCAAAGUUGACGUUGUUCUCAUUUUAAAAACUGCUUUUUCAGCUCAACUUUUGACGUGUGGCUUUAGCUUUGUUUUUUGUUGGUAUAGCGUAGUAUUUUUUGAUAUUACUCAUGUUUAUGGUCAUUUUUUUAAUUUAAAAAUCAAUUUUGAAGUUUAAAAAACAGAAUUUAAAAAUAUUUCAAAAUUUUGAAAUUUGAAGUAUUUUUGAAGUUAAACUUUUUGAAAUUUUGAUUAAAAAACUCAAACUUUUAUCAAUGUUAUUACUAUAUAAACAUAAACUUUUAUCAUUAGACAUGUUUUUUAGUAUAUAAUAGGUUAUCAGCUGUUAUGAUGUUAUAAUAGAGAGCUAUUGGUCAGUUGAGAAACUAGCUACUUGAUCAAUGAUGUAUCAUAUCAAGAGUAAAGUGAUCUGUGUACAGUUAUAAGUGGCCAUAUUUCAUAAUUUUGAGAUUUAUCUAAAUAUGCUUUCGUUUGUGACAGUAUCAUGUUGUAUGUAAGAGGCUCGGGCAGAAGAGAGGGGACGUUUUUUAAGUUGGUAAGAGAAUGGGGGAGGGAGAGAAAUGUAAAUUUUUUUCCAACUUUUCAAUUUUUGAUUAUUUUUUUGAAUUAGCAAACCUCAUACCUUGUUUCGAAAAAAAACUUUUUACAUAGAAGGGGGGGGGGGGAUACUUAAAAUUCUUUCCCAAGCAGUAUUUUUACGUGCCAUUAUAUACAUUCUUUAGUUAUAACCAAUAAUGUAUCUUAUUCCAGAUGGCUCUCAGAAAUUCUAUUGAAACAGAUAGAAAAGGAACCAAAGAAACAGAAAAGAAACAAGCUGAAGAUGAUCUUUUUACUACAUCUAAAGAUAUCUCAGAUUCAACUAGUAGUAGUAGUGCCACUACUAUAGCAACAGAAGACUCAGUGAUAGUAGCGAAAACACCAUGGAAGUCAAUUUACAUUACUGCAGGGCUUGGGUUUUGUCAAGCAGUACAGUUUACGUUGUAUUUUAGUUCUACUUGGCCUUAUCUUCAAACUGUAAGUUUUCGAGGGUAAAAUACGAAUUCAAAGGGUAGGGUAUAGUAACACGUGUUUUGGUUGCUUUAAUUUAAAAUAACAUUUUAGGUAGACCGAAAGUCUACUGAACAAUUUUACGGCACAGUAAUAGCUGCCUACUCGAUUGGUCAAAUCAUGUCAGCACCAUUCUUUGGCUACUGGAGCAACAGAGCCAGAAGUGUAAAAGGUCCACUGACAGCAUCUUUGAUUUUAUCUAUGAUUGGCAACUUUUCCUAUGCUUUGGCCGAGACUAUACCUCACAAUGCAAGGUUUUUUGUGCUUGGAGCUAGGUUUAUUGUUGGAUGUGGAAGUGGAUAUGUUAGUGUACUAAAGAGUUAUGUAGCUAUGGCUAGUACACAGUCAGAUCGAUCUAGAGCGUUUGCUAUUCUUACUGGUGGACUGUCUUUGGGACAGACUACUGGGCCUGGUAAGGGAUUUUGAGACGAUAGGGUUUAAUAUCAAAGAACAGUAUAAUGUAAUUAAAAAUUUUUUUUUAAAAAGGGCGCAGAAUUAAGUGAACGACCUAAUAGUAUCAAAAACUUUGGAAUGUUCUGAAUUAAAAUUUUAAAAUUUAAAAACUUGUUUCAGUGAUUCAACUAAUAUUCACCAUUGUGGGCUACCCUGGCUUACAUAUGAUAGGAAGAAUGCAGUUCAAUAUGUAUACAGCUGCUGCUUAUUCAGCUAUUGUAAUGAACUUGAUAGCCAUGAUGGUAUUACUCAACUUAUUCGAAGAAAAAUAUGCUGGAAUCGACAAAUCCAUAUUGGAGAAGGUAACUUUAUACUGAGGUUUAAAAGAAAAAAAAUUUUAAAAAAAAUUUUUACAAAAUUUUUUAAAUUAAAAAAAAUUAUUUAAUUCUUAUACCGUAUUUUACAAAAAAAAUUUUAUAAUGAAAAAUGGCAUAUUCAGAAGUCGAAAGAAGAAAAAGAAGCCAAUCCAAACAAACUACCUCCAUAUGAUAUCAUAGCUGUAGUUGUAUGUUACUGUACAACAUUUGCUCAGCGGUUCACUUUUGUCAAUUUGGAAACGUAAGUCUUGGCAAUUCUUUUUAAAACUAAAAUAGACAGUAAUUUACAGUAAGACCAAUAACUUUAAGUAAGAGUAGUGUAAGCGCAAAAACUUACUGUAAGAAAUUCAAUUACCUCUCAAUUUGUUCGGUUUUUCUAGUCGUAUUUUAGAUUUAAAAAGCAUAAAAACAGAAAAAAACAUUUACAAAUAUGAAAAAAAUGUUUAAAAUUAAAAUUGAUAAAAAUUGUUUUACAGAAUGAAUCCCCCAAUCGGAAUGUCAAUUUUCGGAUGGACUAGAAAGACUACAGUACAGCUUUUGGGUAUGGUGCAUGCUUGCACAACCGGCGUUUCAUUUCUUCUUUAUCUUGUGUUUUUGGUCUUCAAAUUGGACAAGUAGUGAGUUUUUUACCCAGUUAAUUUUUGAUAAAGGUCAAAAAGCGGUCAUUAUAUGUAGGGUAACACAAUAUUGAGACACAUACUUUGAGGGUCAUAAUAAAGAGACUUUACUUUAAGUCUCUACCGGUACAAAGUAUAGUAUUAUUGACAUUCAUACCCUUCUUUAUUACAUAUCUUUAGUAUGAACCUCCGUCGACAAAUUGUGUUAGCCUUCUGUGGUCUACUGCUGUUCCACUUGGUCACAUAUGCUUGGCCGUUUUUGGGUGGAAACUUGGAAACUUAUACUCAAGCAGGUAAAAUACGCGUUAAUUAAAUUCAAAUAUUAAAUCUAACAGAGGAAGAGCGAAAAAAAUAAGAAAUGCUCACUAUAACAGUAUUAUCUUUCAAAAAUAAAAGAAUUUAUUAGUUAUAGGCAACAACUAUAGUCAUAAAUACAAAAUAAGCAUUAAAAGUUUCAGUUCAUUUAACUUUUUCAGAAUACGACGCAGCCUUAAACAAUGGCACAGAGAUAACUGGUUGUAAUACGGAUCGUUUUGACUGGUGUUAUGAUACACCAAGUCAGAAUGUAUAUGUAUUUUAUGUGUCAUUUGUGGUGUUUGUUGGCUUUUGUAUUCCUAAUCUUAAUAUUACUGUCAACACAUUGUUUUCCAAGAUUUUGGGACCUAGAAGAAUUGUAAGUUUACUUCUUAUUGUUUACUGAUGCUAACAUCGUAUUUUACAUUGAUUUAUGGCAGUAAAACAGCUUUCUCUUCUAAAAUCAAUUUUCAUUUUUACUUAUAACAACAAUGCCAUUUAUAAUAUUAAUAUUAAUAUCUACUACAGGGCACCCAACAAGGCAUUCUUCAAAUGUCAGGAAGUGUAGCCAGACUAAUCGGUCCAAUCCUGGCCAGUCAAUUCUUUACUCUAUAUGGCCCACAGAUUCCCUGGAUUAUGGGUAUGGUUGUGUUAGGUUCUGUUAUUGCAACAUGGUUGAUUUUACACAAACGUAUGGUACCAUUACACAUUCCAAGCAACGAUCCUACUACCGCAAGCCAGGAUAAUAAAGAAAAGAAAAACGAAAAAGAAGAAAAAAUAGAAAAACAACGAUUUUAG